Molecule: messenger RNA, 441 nt
Organism: Protopolystoma xenopodis
Lineage: Eukaryota; Metazoa; Platyhelminthes; Monogenea; Polystomatidea; Polystomatidae
Source: the annotation of a GenBank genome assembly
AUGUUUUUUUCUCAUUUAUGUCGUCCAUUCAGUCCUUUGCAGCCUUUUCAGCCCUCAGAGCAGCUUAUUCCUCCAGCCUACCAACCCUCUACUUGUGAUGCCACUUAUUUUGAUACCAAGCCAGGCAAUAUUAAAUCAAUACUGCAUCCUCAACAAUCAAAUGCUUCUCUUAGUGGACUCAGCCCAUCAUCACUAUCCUUUCUGCGCGCUUAUGAGACAUAUAUGCUUCAGCUGGACAACAUCCGAGUUCUAAUUGGCCGUUUUGAUGUUCUCGUGCGUUCAGGUGCUUGGGCGCACAACAAUCUUCACUCAAGGUUUCCUUUGCCUUGUGAUAUCAAAUCUCCUGUCGGUGCUUUCGAAUCAGGGGUGGAGCUGAUGGAGGGAAUGGCGAAUAGUAAAGUGGUCACAGGAUCAUAUUGCCAAAACAACGAAAGUGGGUGA